Messenger RNA from Closterium sp. Naga37s-1, 4065 nucleotides. The record is from the annotation of a GenBank genome assembly. Lineage: Eukaryota; Viridiplantae; Streptophyta; Zygnematophyceae; Desmidiales; Closteriaceae.
AUGGACGGAUCGCUGAGCGACGACGAGGUGACGCAGCAGCGCCUGCACAGUCGCCCGCAGCUCGCGACGACGGCGGAGGAUCUUACCGCGAACCUUCCCGACGAUUGCCUCGUGCACGUGUUCCGGAAGCUCGGAACGUCGGAUCUUGCCAGAUGCUCCUUGGUGUGCAGGCGCUGGUUCAUGUUAGACGCGGAGACCAGGCCAAGCAUGUCGCUGCGCGCGACUCUAGACGCCGCUCCGGACCUCGCGAGCCUGUUCAGGCGGUUCACGGGCGUGCAGAAGCUGGUGCUGAAAUGCGAGCGCAACGUGCUGAGCAUCGAUGACGCGUCCUUGGAUACCAUCGCCCGGCAGUGCGUUUACCUGCGGAAACUCAAACUCAAGAACUGCCGACAGAUCACGGACGAUGGCAUGGAGAGGUUCGCCCAGGCCUGUCCGGAGCUUCGGAAGUUCUCGUGUGGGAGCUGCGGGUUCGGGCUGAGGGGGCUCAACGCCCUGCUCAAUGGCUGCAUCCACCUUGAGGACUUAACCGUCAAACGAAGCCUGCACCCCUCAUUGCCUAAAGACCGCGUCACGCAGAUCCCACACGUGUCGGACUCGCUCUCUCCACCGGCCAACCUCUCUCUGAAGCGCCUCUGCCUCAAGGACCAACGCCAGUCACACAUCUGGGUGCCGCUGCUGCAGGCCACGUCGAGGCUAGAAACCCUAAUUUUGGCACGGAAUGCGGGGCACUGGGACCAGGUGCUCGUUAGCUCUCUCAGGGAGAAGCUCACUCCGGAGCUGUCUCAGAUUUACGUGGAGAGGGUGCAGAUAACGGACAAGGGACUUCAGUGCAUCGGCAAGUGCCCCAAGCUAGAGGCGCUGGUGGUGGUGCGCACACCCGAGUGUACCGAUGCCGGCAUGGCGGCUGUAGCAGCCGGCUGUAGCGGGCUGAAGAGGCUGCACGUGGAGGGGUGGGCGCCGGGGCAUCUGGGAGACCCGGGGCUGUCAGCGAUCGCCAGGCACUGCCGGCAGUUACAGGAGCUGCUGCUGGUGUCCCAUGCCUGCACCGUCUCUUCUCUCCAACUGCUCGCCUCCAACUGCCCUUCCUUAGAGCGCCUCACGCUCUGCUCAGGCCACAACAUGGGAGACCCAGAGCUCGCCACCCUCGCCUACUCCUGCUCCAACCUCCGCCGCCUCUGCGUGAAAGCCUGUAACAAGGUUACUGACCUCGGGAUUUACGCGCUCGCGAAUGGGUGCCCGAGCCUGCAGCGGCUGAAGGUGAGGCGGUGUCCGGCUGUUUCGGCGCAUUCGCUGAGUGUUCUGCAGGAGCAGAGGCCGACUGCUCGCACUGCUGCUGCUGCAGCUGCCGCUGCUGCUGUUGCGGGUGGUGGUGGUGGGGGGUUUGGUCGAGGCGGUGGGGGUGGGAGCAGCAGCAAUGCUGGCCCAAGCAGAGCCAACAGUGGUUGGACGUACGUCACUCCCUCUGGUAGCGUUUCAGCUGCAGCUGCUGGUGGUUCCAAUCCUGCUGGCAGUGUGACCGCGGGUCCUGCACCGGGAGGGAGUGGAGGGAGUGGUGGGGAAGCAGGGAGGGAGUCCGGGGCGGGGAGAGGUUAUAGGGCUCGCCCCCUCACGCCCCCGCUGCACCUCCCGCUGCGGUCUUCCCCCUCGCCUGUGCCUGCUCGCCCUGCUGAAGCCCCACCCCGGCUCACUGGCAGCGCUAGCGGCACUGGUGGCAGUGGUGGCAGUGGUGAGGGUGGUAGCAGCAGCAGCGGUGGGGGGGGUGGUGGGGGGGAAACUGGGGGUGUGGGAAGGGAAAGAGUGAUUGAAGGAGGUUGUGCAGCAGGUUUGGCUGCAGGUUCGGAGGCAGGUUUGGGGGCAGGUUUGGGGGUAGGCGGGGUAGGCAGAGGGUCAGGCACAGAGCAGGGAGCAGGAGGUGAGAGAAGGACAGAGAGUGUGGUAGGAGCAGAGGGGUUGGGGGAAACAGAGGCGGGUGGGGCUGCUGGGGGGUUACCAGAAGCAGCAGGGGCGGCUGGGCAAUUGGUGGCCCUUGGGAUCAGGGAAAGAGAGUGGGCUACUGUUAUGGCUGGUGGUGCUGCUGGUGAUGGUGCUGGUGGUGGGGCGCAAAUGGCGGAGGAGGAAUUCGAUGAGCUCUGCUUCGAGUUCGGCAUCGAGCUUUCUCUUCCCACAUUCCCCACAUUCCCCACAUUGCCUGAUCCCUGCUCUCCCCCUCUCAUUCCCGUGUGUCUGUCUGUCUGUCCGUAUGAUCGUUCAGCGGAGGAGGAAUUUGAUGAGCUCUGUUUCGAGUUCGGCAUCGAGCUUGAUGAUGUGACCACAGAGAAGGCUAUUAUCCGCAAGGAGAAGCACCUAACGGACGAGGGUCCAGCGGAGGACGAGGAGGUGAUCUACAAGAUCGAGGUGCCUGCCAACCGCUACGACCUGCUGUGCCUGGAGGGGCUGGCCCGCUCGCUGCGCAUCUUCCUGGGAAUGGACCCUGCGCCCCAGUUCAAGCUCGCUGCUGCUGCCAGCCCCAUCCGCAUCACUGUCAAGCCUGAGACGGCCCUGAUCCGCCCCUUCGUGGUUGGGGCAGUGCUGCGCAACAUCACGUUCGACCAGCACCGCUACAACAGCUUCAUCGACCUGCAAGACAGGCUGCACCAGAACCUGUGCCGUCGCCGCACGCUUGUGGCGAUCGGGACACAUGACCUAGACACGCUCACACCACCCUUCACGUAUGAGGCCCUACCUCCCACGGAGAUCAAGUUUGUGCCACUCAAGCAGACCAAGGAGUUCAAUGCUGCUGAGCUCAUGGAGUUUUACAAGUCUGACAACAAGCUUAAGAAGUUCCUACACAUCAUCAGCGAAUCGCCUGUCUUCCCAGUGAUCUAUGAUGCCAACAGAACCGUGCUGUCUCUCCCGCCGGUGAUCAACGGCUCACAUUCAGCCAUCAAGCUGACCACGCGCAACGUGUUCAUCGAAUGCACCGCCACUGACCUCACCAAGGCCAAGAUCGUUCUCAACACCGUUGUCACCAUGUUCUCCGAGUUCUGUGAAAACAAGUUCGAGGUGGAACCGGUGGAGGUGGUAUCUACGGAGGGGCAGGUGGCGGUGUACCCUCAGAUGGAGGAGAGGGAUGUGGAGACAUCGGUGGGGUAUAUCAACAAGGCUAUUGGCGUUGACCUUAAAGCCGAGGAGAUCGCCCGGCUGCUGACGCGCAUGCAGCUGCCGUCCACGGUGGUGGAGGGGCGGAGAGGGGAGGACGGGGCCGAGGUGGUAAGCGUGACAGUGCCGCCCACUCGCAGUGACGUGCUGCACCCCUGUGACAUUAUGGAGGACGUGGCUAUCGCACACGGUUACAACAACAUUGCUCGCACAGAGCCCAAGACGGUGUGUGAGGGCAAGCAGCAACCUCUCAACCAGCUGUGCGACCUGCUGAGGGGCGAGGUGGCCCAGGCUGGCUUCACAGAGGUGCUCACGUGGGCGCUCAUCGCGCGCAGCGAGAACUUUGAGAUGGUGAACUUGAAGGAUGAUGGCAAGACGGCUGUUGUCAUUGGCAACCCGCGCUCUGCUGAUUUCGAGGUGGUGCGCUCGUCUCUCCUCCCCGGAAUGCUCAAGACGCUUGCCAGCAACAAGGACUCGCCGCGCCCGGUGAAGCUCUUUGAGGUGUCGGACGUGUGCCUUCUGGACGAGAGCAAGGACGUGGGGGCGAGGAAUGAGAGGAGGCUCAUAGCUCUCUACUGCAACCUGCACUCUGGUUUCGAGGUCAUUCACGGUCUGGUCGAUCGCCUCAUGGAGUCGCUGGGAGUGGCGUUUGGAGGCCAGGCAGGGGCGGACGGAACAAUGGCUCUUGCCGAUGGGCCGGCCACACAGGGUGACGGUGGGGAUGCCAAGGCCGCUGCUGCUCUCAAGUACUUCAUUGCUCCCUCACAAUCUCCCCAGUUCUUUGGGGGGCGUCAGGCCGAUAUCCUCUUUAAAGGAAGAUCCAUUGGCACCUUUGGUGUCGUUCACCCAGAGGUCCUUGCGCGUUUUGACACCCCCGAUCCUUGCUCUGCUGUGGAGAUUAACCUAGAGCCAUUUCUUCAGUUAUAG